ACUUUACCGGCUACCAUACAGGGUGCUCUGUGCUUCACACCCACCACCCUCGUAUCCUUGGAGUUUUACUAUCGAAUUUUUUGUGUGUGUCCAUUUCCUGCUGCUCCCAGGGCGUAAAACUAAAAUCGACAGGGAAACAAGAGAAAAAUCUCCAUAAUUCUGCAAAAAUUCAUAGUGGAAAUUAUUGCCAAGGCUUUUAAAAAAGCAAAAAAAUAUAACUUACUGUGUAAAUAGCGAAUAAAAGCAUCGCCCUGCCCCAGAACCGGGAGUGUGUCAAUCAAUUCUUUGUUCCUCAUUCAUUUUUUUGUGGGGGGCAGACAAAGACAUCAAAUCAACCGGAAAUAGUGCAAUUGGAAAAUCUCAAAAUCGAGGACAACGAAUCUAGGGAAUAGAACCUUAAAAAAUAUAUUAAAUUAAGAAAGAAAAUUAAUGCUGCAUGAUGACAGGCGUAGUUGGUGCAACCCCAACCCCUAAGUCGCCCGAAAGUAGGCAAAGUGGAAGUAAACACGCACACAGAUGCAUGCCCCAUUGAAAAAUCAAUAAUCCCAGCCGGCGCGUAGUGCCCGAGUGCCACAAUAACAACAAAAACAACACCAACCCAUCAAAUAGGCUCUCUUUUGAACCAAAAAAAAAAAAAAAAAAACAGGGACAAGUGUAAACAAAGCACAAUCGUAGUAAAAACGAGUAGUAUUACGAAAAAGUAGUACGAAAUUAAUAACGAUAAAUAAUAACAAUCCGCCCUUAGAGGAGCUCAGGCAUAGUCAUUAUACGCAACAUAAUACGAGGCCAAAGGAAUCCUUACACGAAUGCCAAUCAGCUAUUCCUGAGCACCAUGCAAACGCUGCGCAAGAAAACGAGUCCUUGUAAAUAUCGCAAUGAUCCGGGACGAUUUUUCGGCGAUGGCGUUCAGUUCAAGGCCAAGCUCAUCGGCAUUCUGGAGGUGGGCGAGGCGCGAGGUGAUAGGAUGUGCCAGGAGGCGCUGCAGGACCUCAAGAUGGCCAUACGGGCCGCCGGCGAGCACAAGCAAAGGAUAACGAUUCAUGUGACCAUCGAUGGUCUGAGGCUGCGGGAUGAGAAGACGGGCGACUCUCUGUACCAUCAUCCCGUCCACAAGAUCUCCUUCAUUGCCCAGGACAUGACCGAUUCGAGGGCGUUUGGAUACAUCUUUGGGUCACCGGAUAGCGGCCAUCGGUUCUUCGGCAUCAAGACGGACAAGGCGGCCAGCCAGGUGGUGCUGGCAAUGCGCGACCUCUUCCAGGUGGUCUUCGAGCUCAAGAAGAAGGAGAUCGAGAUGGCGCGCCAGCAGAUCCAGGGCAAGUCCCUCCACGAUCACGCCAGCCAGCUGGCCUCCCUGUCCUCGCUGAAGUCCGCCGGCCUGGGUGUCGGAGGCGUCGGUCUGGGUCUUGGCGGGCACGGCGACCUGGCCAGCGGCGUUUCUGGGGGCGGUCAUGCCCUCACCUUGCUGGGAAGCAGCCUCAACACGUCCUCCAAUGGCACUAGCCGGCUGGGUGUGACUCUCGACGUGGCCAAGGCAUCAGGAUCGGCGGCCAAGGAAAUCUCCCCCGAGUCUGUGGCCGAUUUGGUGGACCUGGAGCAGGAGCUCACCUCCCUGCAGCGGGGCAUCAGCCAAAUGGAACGCAUCACACCCAAUGAACCCGCCUCCAGUGGCGGCGGACAUCCCACUUUGGCCAAAUCCGCCAGCGAAGACGAUCCCUUCGGAGACUCGUUUAUCUAUGUUCCCUCUUACAACAUCCUGCCACCGCCACCCGACUCCGGACGCAAUCGCCACAAGCCGACUAAGACGCCAGAGACGGCGGCCAGCCUGGAUGCCAUGCUGUCGCCGGCACCAGGAGCCAGCAGCUCCCAGUCGCCGGCUGGCCAGGUCGGCCAGGCGGACAACGACGACGACAACUGGCUGCAGGAACUGGAGCAGCAGAACGACGUCUUCGAUACCACCAAAGUGGGCACAGCUGCUGCCGGACUGGGCUCUAUUAUGACGAUGGCACCUCUGGCUUCCAGCGAGUCCACGGCCACGCCCACGCAACAGCUAACGGAGAUGGGGGGAACUGGAGCUCUGGGAGAUCUGGAUAUUGGCUUGGGAACAGGAUCAGUUCUGGGCCAGGCACUAAGCAGCGAAGAUCAGGCCGGCACUGUGUUGUCUCUGGAUGCGUUCACGGAUCUGGAUCCGCUGGGCACGGGACGCACCAGGCCGUAUGUGGAUAAGAAGUACUUCUUCCAAGAGCUCAAGAAUCCGCCCAAGAAACUGCUCAAGGAGCUCAGCUCCGGCAGCCAGGCGGGUCUCGGUCUCGGCCAGUCCAUGGGCCAGCCGGACGGUUUCUUUCCGGAGGACAGCACCACCAUCUCCACCACAACCACCACCACCACCACCACAGCUACUAACAUCUCCGCAGGCAACUCGCUGGGGGCCCACAACUCGGUUAACUCACUAACCACCACCGCUAGCACCGCCGCCAGUCUCGGCCAGCUUCUGUCCUCCGUCUCCGUCUCCGUCUCCUCAGCCAGUGCCAUCUCAGUUCCCAUUUCCUUCCCACCUCCCGGUUCCGGUUCCGGUCCCAUUCCCGCUCCCUCCUCCACCUCCAUUUCCCAUGCAAUCUCCACCAGCGCUGAGCUGAAACUGCUCCUCGGCCAAGUCACUAAUCCGCCUAAUCCCACCGGCCACUAUUAUACCGCAGAACCACCUACGCUGACUUCCCUGGAGGAUCCCCACGGCCACGUUCCGGCCGCCGAUCCGGUUCUGCUGCCACGCGACACGGAUCCGUUCUCCCCCACGCGCAAGAAGAGCGAUCCGGAUCCCUUCCAGGAGGGCGACCUCUUCGCCAAACUGGAUGCCUUUGAGUUCGAGGCUCCGCCGUCAGUGCCGGCUCCCUCGAUCCCGACGGAGGCCAAGCCGAACGUCUUCAACGGACCGCUCCAGGUGCAGCUGCCGCCGGAGAAGGAGCUGCAGCUCCAGCAGCCGCCGGCAGCAGCCAUCUCCGCCAGCACGGUGAGGAAUCGUCCCUUGGCCGCGGUCUCCGCCCUGCCCAGUGGCGGACCCCUGGACGUGAUCUCCAGUAUUAGCAACAAGAAGAUGCCGCAUCUGUUUGGCCAGUCGCGGGCCUUCGGCAAGUCCUCGGACAUCGGAUCGAGUGUCAAUAUGCGGCGUCUGCAGGAGAGUGACUCCCUGAGCGAGACGGAGGCUGCUCCGGAGCCACCGCCGCGUCCGGACUCGGCUCCGUACUCCGAGCCGCCGCCACUGCCGCCGAAGAAGCAGUUCAGCGACCUGGUCAUUCGCCCCACGCCCGCCAUUCCGACUCCCCAGCAAGCGGCUGGAAGGUACGAGUACCUGAACAGCAGCAGCCAAGCCAGGAGAACUCCAUCCGCGUCCGCGGAUGCUCCACCCAUUCCAUUGCCCUCGCGCCGCGUGGGUCGAUCCGAUGGCAAUUUCCCGGGACCCGGAAGACCCCGGAAGCCGGGACACACCGAGGAUGACUACCUGGCGCCGUUGGGCGGACCACCGCCGUUGCUGCCGCCGCCCAGUCAGGGAUCUUCGGUCAGGUCGAGACCCCAGAGGCAGGCUUCCCUGGGCAGGCCGCAAGAUAUCUACGAGAAUAAGGCGGAGAUCCUGCAGGCCCAGGCCCAGGCACAGGCGCAGGGUCAGGUGAUGGAGAGUAGCGUGCCCCUGGCACCCGACAUCACCCUCACCCAGCUCCUCACCCUUGGCAUCGACGAUCUGGCCAUCAAGCUGAAUGUCCCGGCCAGCAAGCUGAGCACCAUGACCCUGGUCCAGCUUACGGCCUACCUUUCGGAGUAUCUGUCCAGCGAGAAGAGCCAGGUGACCAGCCAGCCGGAGCGGAGAUCCUCGCCAGCCAAUCCGCCCCCGGCAGCCGCUCCGCCCUCCACUGCGGCCGUUUUCAAAGUCAACUUCGACCAGCAGACCUCCUUUGUGGCCAAGUUCGAUGACACCUUUGGCGAGGACGAGGUGCUCCCCGCUUCCCAUUCGGACUCCACUUUCGUGGCCAACUUUGCCAACUUCAACGAGGCGCCCGUUCCCACUCCUAUGCCCGGAGCAGGAGCGUCUUCAGCGCCCAUCGUGCCGCCAGCGGAUCGGUAUGCAGUCUUCCGGGAGAUCAUCGACCAGGAGCUCCAGCAACAGCAGCAGGAGACGGAUCUGAUGGGUGACCUGACGCCCCCGCCGGUGGACGAAAGUCAGAUGAAGGAAGUGCCAGAGUGCUUGGAGGUGUCCAGCGUCGCUCCAGAGCUGCCCAUCGAUGCCCUGGAGGUGGCUCCGGCUCCCAAAAUCGACACCAAAAUUACGGAAGUAGUGGCCCAGGCUAAGGAUCGGUAUGCCGCCUUGCGGGACAUCAUCCUGGUGGAGAACCUCUUCGACAAGCCUUCGCCCCCAGUGGCUGCUCCUCAGCCGGAGAAGGACCUGCUGCAGGACUUCCCGGAGUUCAGCGAUGAGUUUAACGAGGAUCACGAUCUGCGCCAGAUAAUGGACCAUCAGGAUCACGGGCAUGGCCAAGUCAGGGAUCGACGUGGGCUGGUGGACAGUAGAGGCUUUCCCACUGAGCCCUCCUCCUCCGCCCUGACCGUGGACGACGACGACGAGGACGAGGAUGCCGACGCGGCCGGAGAGAGUAGCCUGGACAGCAACGAGAAGGAUGCGGAGCCUGUAAGUGGCCAGGAUCAGUACGAGAAGCUGUCGACUUCGACGCAACAGCUGGACACCGCUGCCCCUGUGCUGGAGGAUCUUCCCCAGCAGCCACCUCAGCCCCAAUCGCUGACGCCCAAGCAGGAUCAGAAGUUUCUGUCGGUGUUGACAGGUCCCCCUGGGGCCGGAACCAAAGACGACAUCGAAAUUGACGAGCUGAUGCAUCGCGCCAUAUCGAAUCUCUCCCUGGACUCCAGGGAGCGUGUGUCGCCGGCCACCUCCUCGGCGGCUCCAUCGCGAGGAGCUCCCGGCCUGCACACUCCCUCGCAGUUCAAUGAUGUCAGCACCUCGCCCAUUCCCCUCCAGAAGCCGGUCAUGGGCAGCGUUGGAGGUCCGUCGCCGGUGCCCUCGCAGCUCUCGGCUGUCUCCCAGCUUAUCGACACGGCCACCAAGCAAAUGGGCGAUCGGGAACGGGAGAAACAGUCCUGGGCCACCUUCGACUCUCCCAAGGCCAAGGGCAAGGCCCGGCUUACCCUGCCACCGCCGCCACCCCCCGCUUCGAACACCUCCCAGCCGGAUACGGUGGAGUCGCCGUGCAGCUCGGAUCCUCGGGACGAUGGCUGGUCCAAGCAGCAGCGCCGCUGGGCGAAGAAGGAACGCCAGCAGACGUCCUCCUCGUCGCGCGAUCUCAGUCCCUGGGAUGACGAGACUCCCGAGUAUCUCAAGCGACGCCAACUGGCCGCCGCCCAAAUGGCCCAUCCUCACCAGCCGCAGAUGCAGCCACCGCCAGAUCGGCAUGGCUACUAUAUGCGCCACGCCAGGCGGAUGAACUCCUGCGACGAGGAUUACGACUAUGAUGCGGAGUUCAUGGCUCGCCGAGAUCAGCAGCAGCAACAACAACAGCAAAGGAAGUUCAAGCAUGGACUCUCUCGCAGCCGGGAUAACUUUGAUCUAGAUUCCCCCAGCUGGUAUCACCAUCCGGCCCAUCAUACCUGGUCCCCGCAGGAGAUCGAACAGGCCAGGGCCAGGUCCUUCGAGAGGGCUGCCUAUGAACGCUCCAGCUAUGGACCACCGCCGCCCAUCUACGACAAACGAGGACAGUUGAGGAGCAAGUACCGGGGCGAUCACCGGGACAGGGAUCGUGAGCGGGAGAGGGAACGGGACAGGGACCGGGAGUACCGGGACUAUGCUCGUCCCAGCUACGACUUCGACUACGAAAACGUGUACGAGGAGCGCGGAGGUCGGUCGCCCAUGGCCUACAAGCCAGGAAGAGGUGGUGCCGACUACAUGUACGACCGGGAAAGGGAUCGAGAUCGUGACCGCAAGUCCUUCGAUCGCGAGAGCCUCGAAUCCUACGAGAGCGCCAAUCGGCGGCGUCGCAGCUUCGGCAGCGGCAACGAUGUCUACGGUAGCUUGGACAGCCGCGAGGACUACCGCGGCGAGAGGGACAGGGAUCGGGAGCGGGAUCGCGAGCAGAUGAAGACGCGUUCCCUGCGGAAGCCCACAACCACCUCGGGGAAGCUGCGGAUCAGCGGUGACAUUGACUACGAGCAGGAUUCGGAGCAGGACUUCCAGCAGCGGCCAGGUGUCCGGAGUCUGCAGCGGCCCAGUCAGCUGGGAGGGGAUGUGGUGCUGCCCUCCAGUGCAGCCGGUGGCUCACAGAGACUGCGCAAGAGCAGCGGUUCGAGUCCCUGGGAUGGCGAGGAACCCACUUUGCCGGGCCAGAAGUCAUGGAAGCGUCCAGCCAGUGCUGCGGAAACGGAGAGGCGUCUGGCCGAAAGUCGUAGGGCGGCAGCGUUGGGACAAACUCCCUCAGACGGAGAAAAGGAGCGAAGAUUCCGCAAGAAGACUCGUGCCCGCAGUGCCAAGGAUUUGGCCAACAUGGGCACCAAUCCCGGCUCGGCUGUGCCACCAUCCCGCUACGGACGUCCUGGCAUGAGGGAUAACUAUGACUACAUGUGUCCUCCCGGCCCCCGGAACGACGAGGUGGACGACGAUGAUGAUGACGACGACGAGGACUACGUGGACGAUGAGCCGCCGACGGAUGAGGACAAGUUCGAGCGGCUCAACCGCCGGCGUCAUGAGAUGCACCAGCGGAUGAUGGAGAGCGAGCGGCGUCACAUGGAGCGGCAUCAGCCGCCGCCGGCGCUGGGCAAGCUACCGGGCCAGAAUCGGAACCGUGGCGGCGUUGGGGUCGUCAACAGCGACUACGGAUUCGUGGACAGCUACGAGCAGACACCCACUCCGACGCCGCGCUCGAAUGCCAGUAGCACGGGUCCCGGGGGCAUGAUGAUGAGCGGCGGUGAGUCCUCCGCCGGGGUGACCAGUUCCAAGUUCAAUUUCGACGACGGUUUCGAGUCCGACUUCAAUCAGAGCUCCCCGCCGCCAGCUCCGGCAGGCACUGCAUCCAGCUGCACCUCCACGCCGGCUGGCCAAGUCUCCGGCAGCGGCAACAACGGCGGAUCCAAGAGCCUCUUCCGCUUCUCCAACGACUUCUCGGAUCGCGAGAAGCGGGAGCAGUUUGAGGCGGACACGCCGCCGACUUCAACUCCUCCCAUCACCCAGAAACUGCGAUUCGAUGACAAUGUCAAGGUCUCCCAGUUCGACGACGCCGCCUUCGAGGAUGACUUCGCCAAGGCCUCCUUUGACUUCGAGAAGGAGCAGGUAACGGGUGCUGGAGGAGCGGGAGCCAUGAGCCGGAAACAGAAUAUGCGAACCAGCAAGCUGCAGCAGCGCCAGGAGCUCAUUAAGAAGUCGGAGUCUGUGAAUAUAUUUGCCAAAAAGCAAGAGGAUCCCUUCGAGGAUGAUGAGUUCUUCCGAUCGCCGGACCAGGAAGAUCCGAAGGAGCAGCUCGAUGAGCAGGCGGAGUCCGGGGGCGGCGGGGGCAAGUUCCAGUGGGGCGAGGAGGCGAACUUUGCCAAGUUCGAUGAAAACAUGUGAUUUGACCAACUCUUUGCCAAGGCAUCGGGUCAUCAGAAGCAGAAGCCGAAGACGGAGCAUCAGCGCCUGGAGACGGAUCACAACUAUGCGGAGAUCGACGUGGUGAACGAUGCGGACUUCUUCUACCUGACCAACCUGAAUCACUACUACCAGCAGCAGAGGCUGCAGACCUUGAUGCAGCAAAGCCGCCACAUCUAUUGCAACAUACCGAUCCAGGAAGCAACGCAACCACCACCGCCGCCGCCACUGACCAAGUCCACGGCCACAUCCAUGAGUCCCUGGAAGGAGACGAAGCCUCAACCAGAAACAGAGCCAGAGCCAGACCCCAAGUCUAGCCAGUCGAAGAAGCCGUUGGAGAAGCUGCUGCGGAAGCCGAAGAAGUGGAAACUAAAACGGACCCUGGACGACUUCGUCAAGUGUCUGAUCAUCGCUUCCUCGGAGCAUGUCCACGACUACGAUGUGCUGUGGUAGGAGCAGGAGGAGGAUUGGGAGAGCGGCGAGUCCCAAGAUCAGUCUUGAUGGGAGCCCCGUAGUACGAUAUAUAAUUUUCCAGACCCAUAUACCUUCUAGUCAACUCAAAAGCGCCAUAAAACUGAUAGCUUAUAUAUCGUAGAAGAGUCUUGAACCGUUCUGCCCAAUCCUGGAUCGCAGGAUUACUAGCCUGAAGUUCCCCAACCCCUGAUUGUAUAUAUAUUCCAACCCAACUGGCCAUAGUCAAGCGUUUGUUAAAGUUACAACCCAAGAAACUCGAGAGCUAACGAAAUACUCAUCCCGAAAUACCCCAAAAAAACCCGAAAAUCAUCAAAUAACGAAAGCAACUAUCAAUUGCCUAUGCUAGAUGUCGUCUAACCCACUUAACGGUGUUUAUCCCUUGAAGGAUAUUCCUAGGAUACGGAUUACGUUAUAUACAUAUAUGCCUACUCCUUGCAUUAUUUUUACGAUCGAUCGAUGAUGAUUACUAACAUCUAAUUUGUUAAAUUACACACCGCAGUGUCGCUAAAUAGUCUUUUAUGAUUUAACUACAUUUAUACAACAAAUUAUAUAUAAAAUAAAAAAUAAAAAAUAAAUAUAUAUAUAUAUAUAUAUAUAUUAUAUAUUAUAUAUUUAUACGCAACUGACGAGCAACAGAAACUGAAACUGAACGAUCAAGUAACUCCCUUGCAUCUAAAUUAUUAUAUACGAAAAUUAUACAUAAAGCAUAUUCUUAUAAUUAAUACGAAUACGAUAGUUAUUGUCAUUAUGAAUUAUAAAUUAAACUGUGAGAAGCAUAAACAAGUGUU
Drosophila ananassae is the source of this 8871-nucleotide messenger RNA. RefSeq names its product protein disabled (gene Dab). Bases 833 to 7591 code for a protein of 2252 amino acids. NCBI's taxonomy places the organism in Eukaryota, Metazoa, Arthropoda, Insecta, Diptera, Drosophilidae. The record is from RefSeq and is a predicted model, not a curated record. The transcript has 9 exons.